AUGUUCUUGAAAUCUACUGUGACACUUCAGUCUAACCUUCCUGAACAUCCCCCAGUUGCAGAUAUCUUCUUCUUUGAGGCACUCUGCGUCGCAUCUGCUAUUCAUGAUGCUGUCACUCAGAUUCCUGUUAACGGAUGUCUUGCUAUCUACACCGAUAGCUUAAAAACAGUGUAUACGUUCAACACUCUAUCGGCUGGGCCAGGAUACAAUCGACUCCUUGUGGAUGCAGUUGAAAUCAUCUUGGUCUUCAAUGUGGACUUUAGAGUUUUUCAUGUGGCAGGAGAAGAUAAUGUAGUUGCAGAUCACCUCUCAUUGGUGUGCGAGAGAGGCGGUAAGUUGCUCUCUGGGGCUCAGAAUCAUGUCCUUCCAACCUCCUCGGAAUGUGCUGGGGGUAUCCUGGAAAUGAUUCCAUCCUUGGUGGAGGCCCGGCAACCUCUCAGGAAUGCUUGGCCAAUGGAACAGCUCAUUCAUGAGUGUUCCGUUAAUCUUGGGCUUGCUCUUGACAAGUCUACUAACCAAACUUACUCAUCUGCUCUCAAUUCUUACAUUACUUUCUGCGACCUCCAUCAUCUUACCAUCGAUCCAACACCUGACACACACUCUCUCUUGGUCAAGUUCAUGUCUGCUCACAUUAACCUGUGCUCAGUUGACAACUACUUGUCAGGAAUCGGCAGUAUACUCAAAGAGUUUUAUCCACAGAAGGCUCAAGUGAAGGCAUGGAAAGCUUCCCGCAAGCUUUCUGCUGAACAGCAGAAGGAGGCUGAAGAUGUCCUAACUACUGCAAUUCAACAGCUCCUUGCAGAUGAAAAUGAGAAGAUCAGCACCCUCGCUCAUGUGACUUAG
This is a messenger RNA of Suillus subalutaceus, 843 nucleotides long. RefSeq lists its product as uncharacterized. NCBI's taxonomy places the organism in Eukaryota, Fungi, Basidiomycota, Agaricomycetes, Boletales, Suillaceae. The record is from RefSeq and is a predicted model, not a curated record. The coding region runs from base 1 to 843 and encodes 280 amino acids. The transcript is spliced from 3 exons.